This is a messenger RNA of Babesia bigemina, 1098 nucleotides long. Its product is annotated as Ribokinase like superfamily protein, putative. NCBI's taxonomy places the organism in Eukaryota, Apicomplexa, Aconoidasida, Piroplasmida, Babesiidae. The coding region runs from base 1 to 1098 and encodes 365 amino acids. The record is from RefSeq and is a predicted model, not a curated record. The transcript has a single exon.
AUGAACGCCUCUAUCGUCUUCGCAGCCGUCGCUGGCGUCUUCGCCGCGUCGUUCUCUAGCGCUGAUGCUUUCCUUUUGAAUGGCACUGAGGUCAUGGAGGAUGGUCCCACCAGCAUCCUCUUCGCCGGUGAUGCCUUCAUGAGCAUUGGCGCUCGCGUCAGCAACGAGAUUCUCGAGCAGUUCAACACGGCCAGGGACGACAAGACGAAGCCUGUGCACGAGCUCUUCGAGGCUAUUGAGACCAAGUCCGACAUCCUGUACGAGCGCCCCGGUGACCUCUCCGCCACCGCCGCACUUGUGUACUCUAAGCUCGGUGGCCAGGUCGGUUUCAUCGGCAUCGUUGGUGACGACGAUAUGGGCGACAAGUUCAACGACUACAUGGGCGACAACGAUGUGGAGGUGCGCACCAUCCGCAGGGGCGGCAAUUACACCAGCCGGCUUUACUCCCUGGUCGAUGAGAACGGCAGCUACAACGUGUUCAAGGCCGUGGGAGCCUGCGACACCGUCUCUGCCGCUGACGUUGACCCCUUCUUGAUGGACUACUACGACUUCUUCGCCGUCACCACCGACAUGCUCCGCACCGCUGGCCGCACUGGCUUCACUGCCAAGAUGGUCGACGCCGCCAUCAACCGUGGCCAGAAGAUCAUCACCAUCCUGACGGACGUCGUGUUCGGUGACUACGACUCUGAGAUGCUGAAGGUGAUUUUGCACAACUCUGAGUACGUCGUCGGCAGCAUGGAACAGUUCAUUGCCAUCUACAAGGUCUCCAGCAGGGACGAGGUGGCUGACAUCCUCCACGAGAAGACCUCUGGCGACGAGCCUGACCACGAGGUUAUGCUCGUGACCUUGGGCGCUGAAGGUUUCGCGCUCUUCUACGACAGCGAGUACAUCUACGUGCCCGCGCCCGAGGUGGCUGUCCAGAGGGCCGACGCCGACGACUACUUCAUUGGCGCCAUGCUGUACGGUAUGCUCAACGGCCGCAAGUUGGCUGAGACCAUCCAGUACGCCCGCGCUGUUGUGACGGACGUCUGCUCCGACAUUAGCGCGCCCCUGAGCGACAACUUCUACAACCUCAUCACCGACAUCCCCAGGAUCUGA